This is a messenger RNA of Anoplophora glabripennis (Asian longhorned beetle), 1072 nucleotides long. Its product is annotated as trypsin-3-like. The record is from RefSeq and is a predicted model, not a curated record. Gene Ontology annotation, biological process: proteolysis. The transcript is spliced from 5 exons. NCBI's taxonomy places the organism in Eukaryota, Metazoa, Arthropoda, Insecta, Coleoptera, Cerambycidae. Gene Ontology annotation, molecular function: serine-type endopeptidase activity. The coding region runs from base 20 to 1072 and encodes 350 amino acids.
UAGGUACCUUGUAACAAAAAUGGGUUACUACUUUAUAAUAUUUGUUUUAUCUACGUAUUUUCUUACGGCACAGGGCUUCGUAAAUAUGUCACGCUGGGAGGGCACGGAAGAUUCCUGCGGCAGAACAAUGUACAACGACAGCUUGAAGCUGGAGAGAGGCGGAAAAUACAAGGCCGAAGUCGGGCAGUUUCCGUGGGCCGUUAGGCUUGGUGUGAUCCAAGCCAGUACCAAAGAAAUGUAUUUCUACUGUAGCGGGUCUCUGAUUAGCAGAAGUUUUGUGCUUUCGGCAGCUCACUGCGGGAGUCACAGCAAAAUAGCGAGAUUAGGAAGCAACAAUAUAGACGAAGGCAUCGAUUGUAAUGUAAGCAUUUGUGCACUACCUCCACAAGAUAUCAAGAUAAAGGACCACAUAUACAGCGACCAUUGUCGACUGUCCAACAAAAACGACAUCUUAAUAGUAGCCCUCGCACAGCCAGCGGUGUUAAAUGAUUUUGUGCAACCUAUUUGCCUUCCUAAAAAUCUACUAUCAGUACACGAAAAGAAAGAUCGGAUGAUCGUACCAGGAUGGGGUGCAGCGUAUUCGGGGUUCGGGAAUAUAUUCAUGAAUGAGGUGACCAGCGACCUGAUGUACAUCGAAUCUUUUCUUGUAGAUGACAAGAGAUGCAACAACGUAUAUGACUACAAAUUAGAUAACCACCAAUAUUGCGUGAGAUAUCCGCAAGUCGUCAAGGACCCCUGCGUGGUAGACUCUGGAGGUGCAAUGAUCUACUACAAAAAAGUGAAGGGGUUGAAUCGGGCGUUUCUAGUAGGUAUCGCUUCUCACGAUCUCCUCAAGUGCAAAAUAAACAAAACGGUACCCAUUGUUUACACCAAUGUCGCAAAAAUUUCAGACUGGAUUCCGAGAAUAAUACCUAUUUGGAUUGAAUCUCAGAAAGGAAAGGGGAAGAAAAUGUCAAUCAAAAAUGUAUGGGAAGGAAAUGAAAUAGAUAUAGGAGAGGCAAGAGAAGAAGAAAUGGUUGAAACAGCGAAUAAAGAGGAGUUACAAAAAGAUAAAGAAACAGAAAAAGAAUGA